GUUGUCCUACGCGCCGUUGUUUUCUUUCUGCGUGAAGUUGUACAUAGGACUUUUGUUAUGUUGUAGAUAUGGACAGAUUGAUGCUAACCGAGAGUCGACAUGCUCUGAAGCAUUCCUCAAAAUCUUCCGGAAUUCCCGGAUUACCGCCAUUGCCACCGGCAGCUGAGGAGCCAUCUGAGCUAUACAAAAUGGUUCUCAGACACAGUGAGUAUCCUCCCAUUAUGAAGCAUCAGUCAUGGACAAGGGCAGCUCCAUACAAAGAGGAGAAACACCAUCGAACACCAAGUGAGUCCAUUGCGAACAACUACACACCAACUGUCAACGAUCUGAAGUUGAAAGAUUUAUCAAAGCGGAAAUCAAGAUCUCCACCAAAACAUCGUCGUUCUCUUUCAAAUGGACGAAACAAUGGCAUGAGACACAAUCCUCCUCCCUUAGCCGUUGGCUUCCAUUUGAGUCAAAUACCACAACAACAGCUCUCUAUUGCACCAAGUCGACCUCAGACUCCAGGUGAACAGUUCAAUAUUAUGACUCAACAUGAAGAGUGGAAACGUCGUUGUGAUGGCGAUCCAUCGGAUAGAGAUCUGGAGCGUUACUACUACUAUGUCACUCGUGGUGUGCCACCAGAAGCUCUCGCACCUGUUCCAGAAGAGCUACUACUGAAUGCUCAAGAACGUGUCCCAGAAAGCUUGAAAACGUUUCCGAAGUUUGAGUCUCUUUUGUCAAACGUUCUUGAAGAGAUCCGUCAUGACUAUCACUUCAGCAUUAGAAAGGCAAUUGUUGACUACAUACUAAAGGACCAGUCUGAGAUGGAGCGACUUCACAUCAAGGCUGUUCCAGCAAUCUUUGCUCCGAAGAUUAUACGAGCUCCAGUCCCCUGGCAAAGUUCCGUAGAGAAAGCAUUGAAGUAUCAAUGCGACAACUUGUUUAUCACCAAUUCACUAAUGCUGGCCCUUCAACAGCUAUGGGAAGACAAGUAUGCUUCAAUGCGAUUCUUACCCAUCUGUGCUAUACAAGAGGCAGACCUGCCCCUCACAGCCUCAGAGUUUGAGCAGCUGGUAAAGACGCAAUGCCUAGAGACGCGCACGAUCCUUGCAGAAAAGUGGGUGCCCGAGUGUGCACAACUGUUUCACACACAUAAGUCGGCAUGGGCUCAUCUUGUUCCCACGUCUGCAUUGCAGAGUACGGAUGUCGUUGAGAGUCUGUUUCGUUGUGUUGCUGUUUUGAUGGAGCGGCAGUUGCGGUCGCUUGUGCAAGACUCGCUGCAGGAUUUUGUUGACUUUUUGUUGAUGUAUGAGGCGGGUAAUGAUUUUAGUGGCGACUACCGUGAUAUGAAGUUUAUAUUGCCUCAGGUUUUGAAGGUCGACUUAAUGGUCAAAGCCACAGAGAUAACAUUCACUCCUGGCUACAACGAACUCGAGGACGUUCUUGUUGGUGCUGUAAGAGAGAUAGUAUCCAGCGCUGAGCAUAUCAAUCGUGUUGAGUGUAGCCUUUUUCCUGACAUGGAGGAUGGCAGUCUUCUUUUACGGAGUGUGCGCCAGUCUGAGAGUGUUGUGUACCAAAUGAGAGAGAAGGUUAUCAAGAUACUUGUUGCAAACAUAGUGGGACCUCGCAGAUAUGUUGCAGUGUAUGAUCAGUACAAACAGAUUUUGGAUGGGCAGACGGCUAGAGAAAUUGGAAAUUUUCUUGCCGAUUCAGAUCGCACACUUAGUGCAUUGUCAAAGAAAAUUGACCAACUCAAUAGCCAGGCUGAUGAGCUAAGCAACCUUCAUCUCACUGUGCCACUAAAUCUUGUCUGCGCGAUGUGCUCAGAUCUAAACCAACUGUUCGUUGACAAAGUAAAGGAACAAAUCAAUCGGCUUGUGCAGCACGUUGUGCACAAAAACAGAGAACUGAACAGAGAUUUGUGUAAACGGUUUGACGAAAUGGCAGACAAAGCAAUAGAAGUGCCAGAGACGACGGAAGAGUUAGUCAAACUUGUGGACUAUGUUACCGAGGCAACUGAAGUCACAGUGGUGAAGAUGCAGAAGGAAAUAGAAGAGGCAGCGACGAGACUGGACUUUCUGAUGGAUUAUGCAUUCUUAUCAGAUGAGGAUCUGAAGAUGAAUAGUAUUACGUUUACGUGGCCUGAACGAAUAGGUCCUGUGUUUGAGGUCAGCAGCAAGCGUAUUGCAACUCGGAGAGAAGAAGCUGAGAAAUCUGUCAUACAGAAGAAAGACAACUUUGUGGCUUGUCUUGAGGGCUACUCAGAUCAGAUCGAUAGCUUCAAGUCUCGUGACCUGGCAACACUUCGUAAUCCAGAAGAAGUAAAUACUUGUGUUGCACUGCUUAACUCUCUUACAGAAAAGCUAGAAGAUGCAAGACAAACAGCUCAAGAGAUCAACACAGAAGAAGAGUUGCUUGAAUGGGAAGCCACUCCAUUCCCUCAAUUACAACAGAUGUCCAUCCUUAUGGAUCCAUACAACAAGCUGUGGCGCACAGUCUUCGACUUCACAACAAAAAACGAGACAUGGAUGAAUGGCUCGUUCCUUGACUUAGAUGCCGAAGAAAUCGAGGAAGACAUUGGAAACAUGUGGCGACUCAUGUACAAGUUGACUAAAACGUUCUCAGACCUUCCGGGUCCGAAACGAAUAGCGGAAUCAAUCAAGAUGAAACUGGACAAAUUUAAGGAACAUUUGCCGGUGAUGCAAGUGCUUUGUAAUAAAGGUAUUAGAGAUCGACAUUGGGAACAGAUGAGUGAAGCAGUGGGUCGUGACAUGAAACCAAAUGAGACGACUACGCUGAGUGACAUGCUGGAGCUGAAUUUGCAGAAACACAUGGAAAAGUUGGAGGAGAUCAGUUCUGCCGCCAGUAAAGAGUAUUCUCUAGAAAAGGUUCUGGAUAAGAUGAAAUCUGAGUGGCAAGACCAACAGUUCAGUCUAAUUCCAUACCGCGAGACUGGCACACACGUCACUUCGUCUGUGGAUGAAAUCCAAACACUUCUAGACGAUCACAUUGUCAAGACACAAACAAUGCGAGGAUCUCCAUUCAUCAAACCAUUUGAGAGUGAAAUUAAGACGUGGGAAGAGACUUUGGUUUUGCUGCAGGAUAUCAUAGAUGCAUUGCUCAAGUGUCAACUAACGUGGCUUUACCUCGAGCCAAUCUUCUCUUCAGAAGACAUCAUGGCGCAGAUGCCCGAGGAGGGCCGCAAGUUUGGAAUCGUCGAUCGUUACUAUCGUGACAUCAUGGAUGAGGCAGUGAAGGAUAGUCAUGCCCUCGUCGUAGCAUUGAUACCAAAUAUGCUCGAUCGACUCAACGAAUCAAACCAACUACUAGAGGAGAUUCAGAAAGGACUCAACGAUUACCUCGAGAAGAAACGGUUGUACUUCGCUCGCUUCUUUUUCCUCUCAAAUGAUGAGCUUCUGGAGAUCCUGUCUGAGACAAAGGAUCCACUCAGAGUACAACAACACCUAAAGAAAUGCUUCGAAGGCAUUGCAAAGCUCGAGUUUACUGAAACUAAAGAAAUCACCGGCAUGGUGUCGAGCGAGAACGAGAUUGUUCCGUUUGUUAAAAACAUUGUUCCGGCGAAUGCGAAGGGAAUGGUUGAGAAGUGGCUGCUGGAGGUGGAGAACAUGAUGAUCCAGAGCGUUCGUGAUGUCGUGGAAAAGGCGAUGGUUGCUUAUGCUCAAGUUCCUCGUGGCCGUUGGGUAUUAGACUGGCCGGGGCAGGUGGUCUUGUGCGUCAGCUCAGCUUACUGGACGACGGACGUUUCAAAGGCAAUACAAGAGAAAGGUGGAUUAGCGGCAUAUCUUCAGAAGAGUAAUGAGCAGAUUGAUGAAAUUGUCAAGUUGGUGAGAGGAAAGCUUUCGAAAGGAAAUCGUAUAACACUGGGAGCACUUACUGUACUCGACGUUCAUGCACGAGAUGUGGUUGACAAACUAACAAAAGACAAUGUCUCAGUGCCAACUGCAUUUGACUGGAUCAGCCAGCUUCGUUACUACUGGGAGGAUGACAACAUGAUAGUGCGUAUGAUCACCACAGACAUCAACUAUGGCUAUGAGUAUUUGGGCAACACCGGCCGUCUCGUCAUCACACCACUCACUGAUCGAUGCUACAGGACGUUGAUGGGUGCAUUGAAGUUGCAUCUUGGUGGAGCUCCGGAAGGUCCUGCUGGUACCGGUAAGACGGAGACAGUGAAAGACUUGGCUAAGGCUGUAGCCAAACAGUGUGUUGUUUUCAACUGCUCAGAUGGUCUGGACUACAAAGCCAUGGGCAAGUUUUUCAAAGGCCUUGCUCAGGCUGGUGCUUGGUCUUGCUUCGAUGAGUUCAAUCGCAUUGAGCUGGAGGUGCUCUCUGUGAUAGCACAGCAAAUACAGACAAUUCAACAGGCUGUCAAUAUGGGAUUAAAGAAAUUCUUGUUUGAAGGAACCGAAUUGACGCUCGAUCCAACGUGUACUGCCUACAUUACGAUGAAUCCGGGUUAUGCUGGAAGACAAGAGUUGCCUGACAAUUUGAAGGUACUGUUCCGCACUGUUGCCAUGAUGGUUCCAGACUACGGUAUGAUCGGUGAGAUCAUGCUCUAUUCAAUGGGCUUCGUAGACGCUAGAAGUUUAUCGAACAAGAUUGUCGCCACGUAUCGUCUUUGUUCAGAGCAGCUCUCAUCACAGCAUCACUACGACUACGGCAUGCGUGCAGUCAAGUCAGUCCUAACAGCAGCCGGCAAUCUCAAACUGAAAUACCCCGAACAAGACGAGAGUAUCUUGCUAUUGAGGGCCAUAAUGGACGUCAAUCUGGCAAAAUUUCUUGCACAAGACGUUCCUCUAUUUGAAGGAAUCAUAUCAGACUUGUUUCCUGGAAUCGUUCUGCCAAAGCCGGACUAUGAAGUCAUUACCGACGCAAUAUUUUCUCGUAUAUCACGUAUGGAGUUGCAGCCUGUUCCGUGGUUUAUCCAGAAGAUUCUCCAGAUUUAUGAGAUGAUGUUGGUGCGUCAUGGGUUUAUGGUUGUUGGCGAUCCGCUGGCGGGAAAGACGUGCGCGUGGAAGGUGCUGGCAGCUGUUCUGUCUGAUUUGGAGUUGACGAAGCAGAUGGAGGAGUUUAAGGUUGUGUAUACUGUGAUUAAUCCGAAGUCUAUCACUAUGGGCCAGUUGUAUGGAUCAUUUGAUGCUGUGUCUCACGAGUGGUCUGAUGGAGUCUUGGCUGUUACGUUUCGUGAUUACGCAAAAGACGAGAAGACAGACAGAAAAUGGAUUCUGUUUGAUGGUCCUGUGGACGCUGUUUGGAUUGAGAACAUGAACACAGUCCUUGAUGAUAACAAGAAGCUUUGUUUGAUGAGUGGUGAGAUUAUCCAGAUGAGCAACAAGAUGAAUCUUAUGUUUGAGCCGGCUGAUCUUGAGCAAGCCUCACCAGCAACUGUUAGUCGUUGUGGAAUGAUUUAUAUGGAGCCACAUCAGCUCGGCUGGAAGCCCCUCAUGGAAUCAUGGCUGCAAACGUUGCCAACACAACUUAAUGAAGAACACCACACAAUGAUCAAAGAUCUCUUUGACUGGCUCAUUCAACCGUGUCUUGAUUUUAUUAGGCAUCAAUGCAAACUGUUUGUGGAGACGUCACCUCUUCAUCUUGUCAACCAGAUGAUGAAUCUGUACUCGAGUUUGAUGGGUGAGAUAAGGACUUCUGGAAAUGAAGGUUAUGACCAAGUUUCUCUUGGCCAGAUAAACACCUGGUUACAAUCUCUAUUUCUCUUUUCAAUCAUUUGGUCACUCGGAUCAAUGAUAACCGGCGACGGCCGCCAAAAAUUUGACUCAUUCUUUCGAACUCUCAUCAGCGGAACAGACAAAGUUCACCCAAAACCCAAACCAGUCAAACUAAACAAGAGUCAUGUGUUUCCGGAGAAAGGCUCCGUGUAUGACUUUUAUUACCAGAAAACAAGCAGUACGUGGAUGGAAUGGAUGAACCUGAUUGAAAAGGCUAAUUUGACGAUACCACCUACUGCAAAGGCAAGUGAGCUCAUCAUUCCCACGGUAGACACUGCACGACAGACGUUCUUUCUCAACACGUUUCUUCCUAUGGAAGUUCCGCUCUUGUUUGUUGGCUUCACGGGGACAGGAAAGUCGGCGAUUACAAAUAGUUAUCUUGUGGAGCUACCGAAGGACAGGUAUACGCCAAAUUGUAUUAAUUUUUCUGCUCGAACUACGGCUAGUCAGACUCAAGAUAUUGUCAUGUCGAAACUAGACAGGCGACGCAAAGGAGUCUAUGGACCUCCCAUGAACAAGAAAUGUAUUGUAUUUGUUGACGACUUGAACAUGCCAGCCAAAGAGAUAUACGGAGCUCAACCACCAAUAGAGCUUCUCAGACAGUGGCUGGAUCAUGGACAUUGGUAUGACAAGAAAGACACCUCGAAGCUCGAACUUAUUGAUGUGCUGUUUGUGUCUGCUAUGGGUCCACCUGGAGGUGGAAGGAAUGAUAUUACUGGGAGGUUGACUCGGCAUUUGAAUGUUAUUGGUAUUGAGUCGUUUGAUGAUUUGACGAUGAACAAGAUCUUUACCUCUAUUACGGAUUGGCAUUUCUCGAAGGGAUUUGAUUCGUCGUUUAGCAGAUUGGGCAAGAUUCUCGUUCAAGCUACAAUGUCACUCUACAAGUCAGCGGUCGCAAAUUUCCUUCCAACACCAUCCAAGUCUCACUACUUGUUUAACCUCCGUGACUUUGCUCGCAUCAUACGCGGCGUGCUGCUUGUCCCUGCAUCAGCCAUGACAGAGAACGACAAGCUAAUACGGCUGUGGGUACACGAAGUAUACCGAGUGUUCUACGAUCGUCUGAUUGACGAUCUUGACAGGCGAGCUUUCUUUGAAAUGAUCAAGGAGACUCUCCAGCAGAUGUUUAAAAUGAACAUUGAUCGAUUGUUCCAACAUUUGCGGUCUGAUGGAGCUAUUUGUGAUGAUGACAUGAGGAGCUUGUUCUUUGGCAACUACAUCAAUCCUACUGUUGAUCAAAAAGUAUAUGACGAAGUAACUGACCUUACCAAGUUGACAGAAGUGAUGGAAUACUAUCUGGAUGAGUACAAUCAAGUGAGCAAGACUCCCAUGUCUCUUGUCAUGUUUCGCUUUGCCAUCGAGCACAUAUCGAGAAUUAGCCGUGUGCUACAGCAAGACAAUGGCCACCUGCUUCUUGUCGGCAUGGGCGGCAGUGGACGACAGAGCGCAACAAAACUGGCUGCAUUUAUGAACGACUUUGACUUGUUUCAGAUUGAGAUCACAAAAAACUACACAAGCACAGAAUGGAGAGACGACAUUAAGAAGAUGCUGUUGAAGGCUGGUGUGGCAAAGCCAACUGUUUUUCUCUUCAGUGACAAUCAGAUUAAAGAGGAGUCGUUUGUCGAGGACAUCAACAUGAUCCUGAACACGGGUGACGUACCCAACUUGUUUCCACCCGACGAGAAGGCAGAGAUCAUCGAGAAGAUGCAAGUAGCAGCUAGAAACGAGGGAAGAAAGAUUGAGCCGACGCCGAUGGCCAUGUAUAAUUUCUUUAUUGAACGUGUUAAGACUAAUCUACAUGUUGUGUUGGCUAUGAGCCCCAUUGGAGAUGCGUUUCGUAAUCGUCUCAGGAUGUUUCCGUCUCUUAUCAACUGCUGCACGAUCGACUGGUUUCAGGCUUGGCCUGUUGAUGCUCUUGAAAUGGUUGCAAACAAGUUUCUAGAAGAGGUUGAGCUGGAGGACAAUGUGCGUGCACAAACUGUUUUCAUGUGCAAACAUUUUCAUCAAGCUGUUCGUACACUAUCUGGAAAGUACUACGAUAUACUACGUCGUCAUAACUACGUCACACCGACGUCCUAUCUCGAACUGAUUCUGACAUUUAAAUCGUUGCUGCGUGAGAAACGAAGUGAAAUUAUGGCACUAAAGAAUCGUUACGUGACUGGUCUGGAGAAACUUGCUUUCGCUGCGUCUCAAGUGUCAGUGAUGCAAGAGGAGUUGAUCGCGUUGCAACCCGAGCUGAAGAAGAGUCAAGAAGAAUCAGAGAAAUUGAUGGUUGUCAUCGAAAGAGACACAAUAGAAGUGGAAGCAAAAAAACAGGUUGUUGCUGCCGACGAGGCUGUUGCUAACAAAGCAGCAGCAGCUGCACAGGCCAUCAAGGACGACUGUGAGAGCGAUCUUGCAGAGGCAAUUCCUGCACUGAAUGCUGCCAUUCAUGCGUUAAACACACUGAAACCUCAAGACAUCACGCUAGUCAAAUCCAUGAAGAAUCCUCCGUAUCCUGUCAAGCUAGUGAUGGAAGCUGUUUGCAUCAUGAAGAACAUCAAGCCGGAGAGGAAGCCUGAUCCGUCCGGUAGUGGGAAGAUGAUCGAAGAUUUCUGGGGUCCAUCGCAGAGACUACUCGGCGACAUGAAGUUCUUGGACUCAUUGAAGGCGUACGACAAAGACAACAUACAGCCAACGAUUAUGAAAAAGAUCCGAGAAAAGUAUAUGUCAAAUUCCGAGUUUGAUCCAGCUCUCAUUGCCAAAGCUUCAGCAGCUUGUGAAGGUCUGUGUAGGUGGGUAAGGGCCAUGGAUGUGUAUGACCGAGUUGCUAAGGUGGUUGCACCCAAGAAACAAAAACUAAAAGAGGCAGAGUCUGAAUUGGCAGUUCAGAUGUCGAAAUUGAAUGAAAAGCGAGCGCAGCUGAAAGAGGUUGCAGACAAACUACAGGCACUCAAUGACGAAUUCGAUGUAACAACAGCCAAGAAGGCUCAACUUGAAGCACAAAUUGAUCUUUGCUCAAAGAAACUCGUCCGUGCCGAAAAACUGAUUGGCGGUCUGGGAGGUGAGAAAGACAGGUGGGGUGAGGCAGCCAAAGCAUUAGGAGCAAGGUAUGAGAAUGCUACAGGUGACGUGCUCCUGUCAUCGGGUGUUGUAGCAUAUUUGGGCGCCUUUACUGUCGAAUUCAGAAAUGAGUGUAUUGCCAACUGGCAGCAGUUGUGUCAAAAGAGAAAGAUUCCGUGUGCACCCGCUUUCUCGUUGAAUGCGACGCUUGGUGAUCCGGUUAAGAUACGAGCGUGGCAGUUGGCUGGUCUUCCGGUCGACUCGUUUUCAAUUGACAAUGGUAUUAUUGUUAGCAACAGUCGACGAUGGCCGCUCAUGAUUGAUCCUCAAGGCCAAGCAAACAAAUGGGUGAAGAACAUGGAACGAGAGAACAAAUUGUCAGUUAUCAAACUGUCUGAUCCAAACUACUCAAGAACUCUUGAAAACAGCAUUCAAUUUGGUACUCCUGUCUUGCUUGAAAAUGUUGCAGAAGAACUUGACCCUCUUCUGGAGCCGCUACUUCUCAAGCAGACAUUCAAGCAAAGUGGUGUUGAGUACAUUCGACUCGGUGAAAGUGUAAUUGAGUUCUCUCGUGACUUUCGUUUUUAUAUUACAACACGGCUGAGAAAUCCUCACUACCUCCCAGAAGUGUCUGUCAAGGUCACUUUACUCAAUUUCAUGAUCACUCCAUUGGGAUUGGAAGAUCAACUACUUGGGAUAGUUGCAGCCAAAGAGAAGCCGGAACUGGAAGAGAAAAAGAACGAGUUGAUUGUAGAAAGUGCUAGGAACAAGAAGAAGCUGAAAGAAAUAGAAGACAAGAUUCUGGAGGUGUUGUCAACGUCUCAGGGCAAUAUUCUAGAAGACGAGAGUGCAAUUCAGGUUCUCUCAUCAUCAAAGACUUUGUCGGAAGAAAUAUCAGCCAAACAGGAAAUAGCUACAGCGACAGAGCUGGAGAUCGAUGAGACGAGAAAUGGUUACAAGCCAGUUGCUGUACAUUCGUCGAUACUCUUCUUCUGCAUCUCAGACUUGGCCAGUAUUGAAUCAAUGUAUCAAUAUUCUCUUUCUUGGUUCAUCAACCUUUAUCUUCAGUCAAUUGCCAACAGUGGAAAGUCAUCAGAUCUCGACAACCGAAUACAAAACCUAAACGACCACUUCACUCACAGCAUCUACUGCAACGUCUGUCGCUCUCUUUUCGAAACCGAAAAGCUACUCUUCUCGUUGUCUCUCACAAUCGGCAUCUUAAAAGGAAGGAAUUUAGUUCAGGAUGAGAUAUGGCGUUUUAUAUUGACUGGUGGUGUAGCUCUUGAAAACCCACAUCCCAAUCCUUCCCCUGAGUGGCUGACAGACAAAGCGUGGGGAGAAAUUGUGCGUGCAUCAGACCUGCCAGGCUUUAAAGGACUCAUGACGGAGUUUGGUCCAGAAUGGAAAAAUGUGUAUGAUUCAGCUGAACCUCAUAAGGUUAAGUAUCCUGGACGUUGGGACAUGCUCAGCGGUCUCAAUAGAAUGCUAGUCCUCCGAUGUCUCCGACCAGAUAAAAUCGUUCCGAGCAUUCAAGAGUUUAUUGUCGAAAACAUGGGUCAGACGUACAUUGAACCACCGACGUUCGAUCUCGCUGGCAGCUACGCAGACUCUCACUGCUGUGCUCCCCUCAUCUUCAUCCUCUCUCCUGGUGCCGACCCGAUGGCCGGUCUUCUCAAGUUUGCAGAAGAUCGAGGCUUCGGUGGAACACGAUGUGAGAGAAUUUCACUCGGACAGGGUCAAGGACCGAUUGCUGCUCGGAUGAUUGACAAAGCGUUGAAGGAGGGCACGUGGGUUGUGUUGCAGAACUGUCACUUGGCGACGAGUUGGAUGCCCAAACUGGAGAAGAUCUGUGAGGAGGUUAUCAUACCGGAUAACACACAUAAGGACUUUAGGCUGUGGUUGACGAGUUACCCGUCGGACAAGUUUCCGGCUUCCAUACUGCAGAACGGUGUGAAGAUGACAAAUGAGCCUCCAAAGGGUGUCCGAGCAAACCUAUUGAGAUCCUACUUGAAUGAUCCAAUAUCAGACUCCGAGUUUUUUGGCGGGUGCAACAAGCCUGCUACAUGGGAGAAAAUGCUUUUUGGUCUUUGCUUCUUUCAUGCUAUUGUCCAAGAGAGACGCACGUUUGGUGCUCUUGGUUGGAACAUUCCCUACGAAUUCAACGAAUCGGAUCUACGAAUCAGUGUCAAGCAACUGCAGAUGUUUUUGAACGACUACAAUGAGCUUCCACUCGAUGCUCUUACCUAUCUGACCGGCCAGUGUAACUACGGCGGCAGAGUUACAGACGACUGGGAUCGCCGACUUCUUGUCAGCUUGCUCUCAAUCUUCUACUGCACCGAAAUCAUCGAAAGCGACGACUACAAGUUUUCAACCAGUGGGUCGUAUUUUGCUCCAUCGAAAGGUCAAUAUCAGGACUACAUCGAGUAUAUCAGAGGAUUGCCCAUCAUCUCUCACCCUGAAGUGUUUGGUUUGCAUGAAAAUGCUGACAUCACGAAGGACAACCAGGAGACACAACAAUUGUUUGAUAACAUUCUGUUGACUUUGCCGAGGCAGACUGGUGGUGGUGGGAAGUCGUCGCAAGAAGUGAUUGAAGAUUUAGCGACCGACAUCUUAUCAAAACUCCCACCUGAUUAUGACAUAGAAAUGGUAAUUGAGAAGUAUCCCGUCGUCUACAAUGAGUCAAUGAAUACAGUGUUGAGACAAGAAUUAAUUCGAUUUAAUAGACUGACGUCAGUUGUUCGAUUGAGUUUGAUUAACAUUCGAAAAGCAAUGAAGGGCCAAGUUGUGAUGUCAACCGAACUGGAGGACGUCUUUACCAGCAUGCUCGUUGGUAAAGUACCCGGAAUAUGGGCAGCAAAAUCAUACCCGUCCCUUAAACCUCUAGGCAGCUACGUCAGCGACCUCUUGAGCAGGCUCAAGUUUUUUCAAGACUGGAUUGAUACGGGACCCCCAAAUGUGUUUUGGGUUUCUGGAUUUUAUUUCACACAGUCGUUUCUUACAGGUGCUUCACAGAAUUAUGCACGAAAGUAUACGAUUCCGAUUGAUCACCUGGGCUUUGAGUUUGAAGUAAUGCCAGAUAAGGAGAUUAUGGAGAAACCGGUUGAUGGUGUUUACGUUCAGGGCUUGUUUAUUGACGGAGCACGAUUUGAUCGUGAGAGAAUGGUGAUUGCCGAGUCACUGCCAAAGAUUCUCUUCGAUCCAUUGCCUGUGAUCUGGUUGAAACCCGGAGAGAGAAGUAAAUUUCAACCACAAGCCACCUACAAAUGUCCAGUAUACAAAACCAGCGCCAGGCGUGGCACAUUGUCAACAACAGGACACUCAACCAACUACGUUUUACAGAUGGAGUUGCCAUCAGACCAGCCCGAGAGUCACUGGGUUAACCACGGCGUUGCUGCCUUGUGUCAGCUUGAUGACUAGACUAUUUAUCCGCCUGUAUUUAUUCUCUUUGAAUAGAACUGUAUCUAUGAACUGUAUUGUAUUUUUAGUGCGAUGUCAAUGAAGUGAAGUCAGUGCA
Corticium candelabrum is the source of this 12279-nucleotide messenger RNA. Its product is annotated as dynein axonemal heavy chain 3-like. Gene Ontology annotation, cellular component: dynein complex. The coding region runs from base 69 to 12182 and encodes 4037 amino acids. The record is from RefSeq and is a predicted model, not a curated record. Gene Ontology annotation, biological process: microtubule-based movement. The transcript is spliced from 80 exons. NCBI's taxonomy places the organism in Eukaryota, Metazoa, Porifera, Homoscleromorpha, Homosclerophorida, Plakinidae. Gene Ontology annotation, molecular function: dynein light intermediate chain binding; minus-end-directed microtubule motor activity; ATP binding.